AAAGGGCGGCCAUAACAAAUAUUGAAGAUUAACAGCAAAGAAGGAUUUUCAACGGAAUUUCAAGCUUUUUCCCCUUCUUCUUACAACUUUAGAGCCUAAAGAUUGUUAUGACUAUUGGCUCCAGUAUGUCGUUUGAUCCAGCACAUUCUAGACUGAGAAAAAAUGCUGCAAGCAAACUUAAGCAGAGUACAGCAGAGCAGCUCGAACUAGAAACAAAACGAAUGGAAGAGAGGAUACGAGCUUUGAAAGAACAAAUGGUAAAAGAAAAGGAAGAAAGAGAAAAAUAUGGAGGAACAAGAUGGAUGUCAUCAAACAAAGGUGGACCAGCACCCUCUAAUUCUCAACAGGCUACCAAGAAAAAAACAAGCAAGUCUGAAAAGGGAUCAAGAAAGAUCAAGCUUCUUUCAGAUGAACCUCUGACAACAUAUACCAAGAAGAAUAUAAUAAAGGAAAGCUUGAGAGAAAGUUUCGGAAAUGAUAUGCAGUGUGGCCAGUGUGAGAAAGCAAAGGCUACUUUGGCUUGUGUGGAGUGUUCAGAAAACUACUGUGUUGGAUGCUUCAUGUCAUUCCAUAGGAAAGGUGCAUUGAGAAAUCACCAAACCAAAAACCUUGAUCAGUUUAACAGUGGUUUUCCUGAAGAAAAAGGAAGGAUAAGUGAAUCAGCAACCAAGAGAACAAGGGAAGCAGAUUCAAGGAAAGCGCAUGCUGGUUGUCAGAAUGGAGGCUCCCCAGGGCAGAAGAUGGGUGGAUCACUUCUACAAGGCACUUAUGACGAGAAGGAAAGUGCAGCUUCUUUCCAAGAAGCACUCAGGGCAUGGAGGGAAGGAAAGAAUAAGGAGAAUUCAUGGGUCAACCCUGCAGAUAAUGCCAAAGUGUCAUCUGUUUCAUGUGAAACAAACACGGUGCCAGACUCGUUCAAACUAGCAGAGAUCAACCUCAACUUUGGAACUAACAAAUCCAUGUCAUACCUUGACCGUUUAGUAUUGAAGAAACACCGUGAAGGUGGCCCACUACAAGCUGCCUCUCGCUCAACCAGUAGAGGAGAGCACAAAAGAUCAACCCCAAAAGACAAUAAGCCAUCAGAGGAACGAAACACUGAUGACUUUGGAAUCAACUAUCGAGAGAUAUUUCAGAAUAUCGGCGUACACUCUGCUAGGCAGAGGAGUUCAUCGAGUCAAAACUCUUCAAGUCAAAACUAUCAUGACAGAGCUUCGAUUGCUAUUGAAGAAGUGUUGGAUGAUGUUACCAAUACUGAAGAAACUACUUCCUGUAUUGUAGAGGAACAGACUGGAUAUGCUGAGAAUGCAGCUACACGUGUCAAAGCGGCGAGUCGAUCAGGAAGAGUCAGUAUCCUGGGUAUGACAGCUGAUGGAGACUUCAGAGAAGACGCCGAUGACAUCGUACCUCCUUCCGCCAAAAGUGCACCAAGUCGUUCAUCUUUGCAUAACUCAUUAGGUGGAAGUCACCUUAUGACACUGAUUGCGCAACGCGGGGUUUCCCCUGCAGGGACGCCACGUGUUUGGAGCCCCAAGCCUACAUACACAGGGCUGUCGGACUUUUUUCUGGCAGGAGUGAAAUCUCCAUUACCUAGUACCAGUUCCAAGCGUGCGCACUUAGAUUCAAGUGCCAAAAAUGCCAGCUCCAAGUUGCUAAACAGGGGAGUUUGGAAACCAGGUGAAAGUGUGUUUAUCACCGACGUGACUGCCGAGGAAGCAGAGGGAAAGGAGAGUAGUGCAGCGGGUAUUCCUCUUAUCCCGCUAGUACAAGAGCCAAGCUAUAAUACUGAAAUUGAUCGUGCUAAAGAGGACAGGAAAGUGAUGGAGAAAGGAAAUUCCAUUGAAGUAGAUGUUCAAAAUAUGCAGGAUUUUGGCAUCGUUGAUUUCCUGAAAGCAGCUCCAGUCCCUCGGAAGUUGUCCGGAGAUUACUACGACGUCCACCGCGUAUCAACCGUGUCACCGCUGACCCUGACUCCCAACCCACCGCAGUUGCAUUGGUCGGAUGAUGACAGCGAUGAUGAUGCAAUUGUCGAUGUGGCGUCACGUGCACAGUCUUGUGAGGAGCGCAUCUCACGAUGUGAAGUGAAAAAAGAGCAGGACAAUGAAGACCGUGUCACUCUGGAAGACUUGACCUGGGAACUAGCGUCGACUACAGGGAGACUGACGCAAUGCGAGGGAGAUCUGGAAGACUGUGUGGAGCAAGAACACGUGGAGCAGGAACACGUGGAACAAGAACAUGGGAAUAGCUGUGAUGAAGACAGUAUCGAAGAAAACAAUGGUGGUACAAGCCUAGGUGAUGAGAGUUGUGAUGAUAUCGAUGAUGAUGAAAUACGAUUGGAAGAUAGCUUGUUGAAAGAGGAAGUACAUGCUCUUAAGUGAUGUAAGCGCUGACACCAUGUGAUUGCACCCGACGUCCGAGAGAAAUGAUGGCUUUGUGCGCAAGAUAAAAACUCUCACUUAUUUUUCAAAUAAACGUAUCUGCACCAAGAAAAAUUAGAAGGGGUAAGAUUAAAUGGGCAAAACAAAAGUUUGGGAUUUAUAGCUAUUUCCUUCUAUUGCUAGCGUUACACGUGCUUCCAACAUAAUUAGUGUUGGUGUUUGUUUUUGAUACGAUAUGGAUUUAAUAUAUAUGGAUCAUAAUAUGUUGUUUAUGACACUUUAUAGUAUGAAUUACAGCCCAGCUCUGUUAUCCCUAAGUAAUUUAUAAUAAAAAUUUAAGGGCUUUUGAAGGUUACUAUUUAACGUUCCGCCAGAAAGAUUUUGUCUCACUUCUGAGAUUCACAAAUAGGUUCGAUGGGUGAUUAUUUAUGUAUAUACAUUUAUAAAUUGAUGUGAAGAAGAAAGAUAGAUGAUAGAUUAACAUUAAAAAGCAAUCCAUUUCCACCUCGA
Messenger RNA from Actinia tenebrosa (Australian red waratah sea anemone), 2885 nucleotides. RefSeq lists its product as uncharacterized. The record is from RefSeq and is a predicted model, not a curated record. NCBI's taxonomy places the organism in Eukaryota, Metazoa, Cnidaria, Anthozoa, Actiniaria, Actiniidae. Gene Ontology annotation, molecular function: zinc ion binding.